Molecule: messenger RNA, 9098 nt
Organism: Solenopsis invicta (red fire ant)
Lineage: Eukaryota; Metazoa; Arthropoda; Insecta; Hymenoptera; Formicidae
Gene: mam
Product: neurogenic protein mastermind
Biological process (GO): Notch signaling pathway; positive regulation of transcription by RNA polymerase II
Cellular component (GO): nuclear speck
Molecular function (GO): transcription coactivator activity
Source: RefSeq, a predicted model, not a curated record
GUUCCUCCGUUCCACCCUACGCGCAGUUCUGUUUAAUGGCACCGCGCGUUCGUUAAGAGCGAUCUCGUCCCGAGACCGCGGUCCUACGUGCCUACGUUUCGUUGCCGGGUGCGAUCGCGCGGGCGAGAAUCCGCAUGACAGAGGUUCUGAAAGGUGGAUAGACGAAGAGAGAGAGAGAGAGAGAGAGAGAGAGAGAGAGAGAGAGAUCAGUGAGGCAGAAUCGUCUCCGCGCGAUUCGUAACGCUGCGCGCGCGCGCUUGCGUGUACGCGCGAGAAACGAAAAGUGAGGUUAUGUAAUUGUUUGUGUUGCGAUCGUAUGUACGCGCGCUGCUCGACGCCGACGCUGCCGCGGCGCACUAUGUGAUUCAUCGGCGGGGUGUUGCGUUGGAUUUCGGGUCGAGGAGUCUCGAAGAGCCUCGGGCAGUGUCGCCGCGGUGAACGAACAGAUGAAUCGCGGAACGUUUUCCGCGAAUGUGCGCGUUCGCGGCGAUUCUCGCUCCGGAACGUCGGAGCGAAUCGGAGCGACCUCGUUCAUGAGAUAACGGCGCGUUUCGGAGUCGUCAAUUGACAGUGCGAAACGGAGGAAAGAUGGAGCGUGAAGAAGAUAAAUAAGCAGAUACAAGAUAAUUAUGAUUCAUUUGUUUUGACAUAUUCCUCUUUGAGCACUGAGACAUAUCGAGUACAAGGUGCUAGAACAUUGAUUGUGUAAAAGUACAAAAUUGAGAAGAUAGAACAGAGCUUCCUACACGCCGUGUAGGAAGAUUUCGUACAAAAAGUGAGAAAGAAAGAACAGAAAGGUGCGUGAAAUUCGUUUUGUGUCUCGCGUGCGCGCGCGCGCGAGAGAGAGUGGUGGCGAGUGCGCGCAGGAGGAACAACUCGUGCCGAACGCGUUGAAACCACUCUUCCCUUUCUCCCACUCUCCGACCGCACAGCCGGUCUCCCCUCGCGCGCACGCCUUCGUCCCCCGUCCCGGCCUCCACCAUCCCCCCGCGUCGGCGUCGCCGACGUGCGUUGUUCCCUUCUCGUUCUGUCCGGCGUGCGGCGUCUCCCUUCCGCGCGCCGGUGCCGUUUGACGACCUCUCGCUCCCACCCGCUCUCUUUUCUUCUCUUUCUCCAGACAAGCGGCAGCACGCUGCCCUCGCUCAACUACCUGUUGUGACGUCCAGCGCGCUCGACGCACACCGGGCAAAUCCGCCGUAAAUACCCAGCGUCGUGUCGGCGUUUACUCAGUGUGCUCUCUCCGACCAACCGACGAUCAUUCGCCAUUAAAGGCGAUCGAUCGAAGAGAGAAAGAGAGACGUUUUUUUUUGUUUUUUUUUCUUUCGUCGAGGGAGAUUCGCGCAGAAUUUUGGUCACCGGGGGUGAAGAAGGCGCCCGAUUGUGAAACCGCGAAAGUCUUGUGUAUCGCGGGUUCUGUUCUCCCCUCCACCGCCACGACGAGAGCAACGGCGAGGAAACGAGAAGCGGGAGUGAGACGGCAAGAGAGAGAAAGAGAGAGAGAGCGCGAGCGAGGAGGAUAGCACGCGUCCGUAAGAUGGAGAGAGAGGGAGCGCGCGAGAGAAAGGACUCGAGGAGCGGACUCUUAUCGUGAAGUUAGUCGCGCGCGGCGAACCUUCCGUCCCACCGUUCUCGUCGUCGAAUCUUCCGUUGCUCGCGAGUGUCGAGAGUGACAGUCGCGCACCCGUAACCCCGAGUUCGCCGCCGAUAUUUAGAGCUCCGUUGUCUCGCGACACACGACUGAUGCAUUGCGUCGUGGGACUGGGAGGAGCAAUGCGAUUUCGCGAGUGUUUUUAUUAGGUUAAAUCGUGACUCGUAGUCGCGAACGUAUCUGUGAAUGUGUAUGUGAGACUGUGAACGCACCGCAACGAACGUAGCCGCGUGUCGAAGCGCGCCAAGUUGCGCGGAGUUUUGAAACAUUCGAGGAAUAGGAGCAGCCUCCGGAGAGAGAGAGAGAGAACAGGCCGUGCGACGACGCGCGCACUACCGCGCACCCGGUCACGUGGAUCGGGAAACAAUAGGCGACCGCGUUCAUUGACGAGUGCAUCGCGCCGAUGCCGCGCACGCCGGCGGCAUCGCGUUACGUUAGCGGCUGAAGUUGGCGCGCUUCGCCGUACGUAUGCGCGCGCGACUCCGACGAUCUGUGGUCGAUCCAUCGCAUCGUAAUUGAACAGUGCGCGAAACGACAGAAGGAAGCGUACGUCUUUCGUACUAUUGCGUCGCAACGUAGUGCUUGCUAACGACAAGGAUAAGUGCGUCAUUCUCGAGAGGAGCGUUUGGAGUCUUCGAUCUUGACGGCGGUCAAGCCCGCUCGACCCUUUCCGGGAUCUCGCGAGAGCGUCACACGGGCGGCCAGAUGCUCCCCUGCGCCCGGAAGUCGUCAGGUACGAUCGUCGACACACCAGCAGCGGGGUGGAUGCGGAGGAUGCGCGUCACGCAGACAGCAGCAGCGGUGAAGCCGGUGGUAGAGGACGACGUGGCCGCGCGGUCGACAUCGCGCGUUACAAUCGACCACCUCGGUGGCAAUCAUUGAGAACUGGCUUAUCCUGCGGUGGAUUUAGGGGGCUGUAUGGAGGCCGGGGGGCUCCUGCCCCGUCAGCCCCCACAAGGCGCCCCCGGCACCAUCUCCGUGUGCGCGGGCCAGGGACCGAACGGGCACGCCGGCAACGUUCUCGGCCAAUCCGCGAUCCACGAGCUCAACACUGGUCAGCUGGGCAUAGCCACCCAGCAGCAACUGCACCUGCAGCAGCAGCAUCAACAGCAGCAGCAGCAGCAGCACCAGCACCAGCAGCAGCACCAGCACCAGCAACAGCACCAGCAGCAACAUCAACAACAGCAACAGCAGCAAAUGGGCCAGGCACCCGGCAUGGGUGAGGUGAUCACCCCGAAGAGGCAGGCGGUCGUGGACCGCCUGCGACGAAGAAUCGAGAGCUACCGGCGCAGGCAGACCGACUGCAUCCCUAGGUUCGAUCAGAGUUUCAACGGAUUGUGUGAGCAGAACAUUCAGGACACCCUGGUGUUGAAGCAACGCUUCCUCGAGAGCAAGGCGAAGAGGCAGGCUAAGAAGACGGACAAGAAGCAGAGCGAUCCGAUUGGCCUCUCCAACGUUCACAUGCAGCCGAAAUUCCUCAAGAGGACGACCGAGGAGUUGGAGCCAGCCGGUGGUGCUAGUGGUGAUGGUGGAUUCGGCGAGCCACCGGUCAAGCUGCAAUGCACGCAAGGGCAGCAUCAGCACCAACAGGGUCCGGGCGGCGGUGGUGGUGGCGGGCCCCAUCACGGCCACGGUCAGCAUCAGCCGGGGAACGGCGCGAACUCGACGGGCCAGACGCCUGGUGGCGGUGGUGGCGGUGGCGGUGGUGACGGGAACGAAGGUCUCACCAAGUUCCAGGUGCAGAUCGUACAGCAGCUGGAAUUCACUACCUCGGCAGCGAAUAACUCGCAAGCUCAGGCAAUUUCCACGAAUGUGACAGUAAAAGCGCUGACAAACGCGUCAGUGAAAAGCGAUCUUUUAAACUCCUCAUCGCCGAAGCCCGGUGCGGAAACGUCUGCAUCGGCCGGGCCGAGACCGCAGCCCGGAAACGGCAAUGGUCCCGGAGGUCCUGGCGGGCCCGGCGCUGGUGGUGGUGGCGCCGGUGGCGCCGGCAGUAGCGGUGGAAUCGGUUGCGUUGACAUUGGUAACCUAGUCGAAUGUAAACAGGAACCCGAUAACGAGUUUGUAGAUCUAGAACAGUGCGCCGCGGCACUCGAAAAGGAUGCCGCGGCGAACGGCACUGGGUUCCCCGGUUUCUCCGAAUUCAUAGGCGACGACACCGGCGACGAGAUCAUCACGUCGGACGCGUUCAAGGACCUCAUUUCUGAGAUAUCGGACCUACAUGGGGAGUUUAAGGAAUUCAUGAAAGAAUUUGACUUUGAGGACAAGAGCGUUGACACGCUUGCGAACAAUGCCGCGGCAGCGGCCGCGGCCGCAGCAGCUGCCACCGCCAACAACAAUAACAAUGGCGGUAACAACAACAAUGUGCUACCGACGAAUAACGGACAGAUUAAGAUCGAGGACGACAAGGAUGCGAUCCAUCAACAGCAACAGCAACAGCAGCAGCAGCAGCAGCAGCAACAGCAGCAGCAUGCCAACGGCGCGAACAACGGCGUGAAUAGCAACAACGUCGGCAGUAAUAACGGUAACGCGAUGCCGGCUAACUCGAGUCCGGGCGGUCUCGGUUCUUCGCAGUAUUCGCCCGCACGACUACCUUACUCCGGGCUGGACUUCAAGUCUGAGAUGAGUCCGGCAGCGCAGACGCUCAAGCAGAUGGCCGAGCAGCAUCAGCACAAGAGCCAGCAAUUGGGUCUGGGUGGUUUCAAUCCCACGGCGGCCGCGGCUGCCGCCGCGGCGCGGGGCCCAGCGGCGAGAUCCCCUUACGCCGAGUUUCCUCAAUUCGGUGGCGCUUCCGAUUACCUCGGUAGUCCCGGCAGCACCGGGCCGACCGGUGGACAGAAUCAGGCCACGGUCACGGGGACCGGCUCGUACCACAAGAAUAAUGGUACUCCGACCUUCCAAAGUCAGCAGACCAAUGAUAUGUUUGUCAGCUCGCAAACUCAGUUUGCUGCGGGUCUUACGGAUAUGAAGAGGCCCCAGCCGACCGCGACGGGCGGUAAGCCCGGCAUGCUGGGGCCCAGCGGCGGUUACAAGCAACAAUACUCACCGUAUGGUAGCCCGGGCUCGAUGCCGAAUCACGGUAGUCCGGGAUACCCGUUGCCACCGAGAGGAUCGCAGGGAGGCGGACCUAAUCAGACCGGUUCGCAAGGACCCUUCAACACGACUUCCACGCCGCCGAGACCUCCCUCGGGACCCGGUACUUCCACCUUGCAGAUCAAUCAGGCGCAGCAGCUGCACAUCGGUAACCAGAUACAGGUGUCGGCGGGUCAACACAUGCAGCUCACGGGCGACCUGAAACCGGUCGUAUCCGUUGCGGCGCAGCAGGGCAUGUACUUCAAUCAGCAGCAGACGCAGAAUCAAGCCGGGCCGUCGGCUAAUCAGGCUGACACCUUCUGCUCGGUUUCGCAGUCCCAAACCAUCAAUUUCACUCAGCAGAGUCUGCGGCAGCGGGCGGCGGCCGCGGCCGCCGGUGGAGUGCCGCAGCCGGGCGCCGGCCCGGGGACGCGGGGCCAUCCGCAGCAGGUGCCGCCGGGCCAGGUCGAUCAGCAUCAGCACGCGAAGCUUCUCCAGCAGCAGCAAUUGAUGCGCGCGCAACAGGUAAUGCAGCAACAGCAACAGCAGCAGCAGCAUAUGGCGGGUGGAAUGGGGAGCGUAAGGCCGCCACCGCCUGAAUACAAGGCCGCGGCCCAGGCGCAGAUGAUGCACGCUAGUAUCGGUAUGGGUCAGCAAGCGAGGUUUGCCAAUGCCGGACCCAUGCGCAGAGUUACGCAACAACCUAUGCCGCCGUCGGGUCCGAUGAUGAGGCCGCAAAUGGCGCAACAGCAGCAGCAGCAGGCGUUACAUGCGGCCGGCGGUAAUAUGUACAUGGGCGGCGGCGGAAUGGGCGCUAUUGGCGGCAUGCAUCAGAUGCACCAGCGACUAGGCUACCCGAGAACCAACAAUCAACGGCCGCCCAACGUCAGCGUCGGCCCUCCGGAUGGCCUUGGAAACAGCAUCGCGGGUCGCGGCGCCCAGCAGGAGUGGCGACACGUUCUGAUGCAGCAGCAGCAGCAGGGCUUUCAGGCGCAAAUGCGCUCGCAAUUUAAUCAGCAAAGUCACCAAGGUGCUUUCGGCAUGGGUGGUGCGGGCGGCACGAUGCAAAUGACCGCGGCGCAGAUGCAACAUCAACAGUUAAUCCGCUCGCAAAACGGCGGUAUAGCAGGCUCGGGGAUGGCCAACAGCACGCAGAUGCAGCAGCUGUUGACGCAACAGCACCAACAGCAAACGCUGGCAAUGCAACAGAACAACAAUCAGAUGUCCUUGCAAAUGCAGAUGUCGCAGACAACGUCCGUGAAUUCGGUCAACGUUACCGGGACUGGUUCCCCAUUGCAUCCGCAUCAGCAGUACGGCGCGGGUAGCCCGGGAGUGCGCAGUCUACCGCCACCGCAGCAGCACACUCAGCCGCCACCGCCGACCACUGCCACGGACCCGUCCGUGGCGGCGCCCGACUUUAGCCUGGAAUUCCUGGAGAAUCUUCCUACGGGAGAUACGUCGAACUUCAGCGCCCAAGAGCUGCUUAAUUCUCUCGACUCUACGGCCGGUUUCAAUCUCGAUAUUCUGUAAUGGGGCCACGCCUGCUGUGUGGUUGAUUCGGACGUCGGUGUCUGGCGGUAUGCCGAUUUUACUACAACGGCGAGGGGAGAGUGAGAUAAGCUUCCCCUUAAAGUAUAUACUUGUCGCGACGAUACCGACGAAUUUCAUUUCGUCCGUCCGCAUAUCGAUCUGCUGCUUCCCAUCCAUAGUUUAUCUCGUUGCGUCAAACAAAUCAAUUUAUUUGCCAGUUAUACCUUUGGAAGGGAUUGUCGACCCUUUUCGAUACUGGAAUCCAGUUUUUAACUAGUGAAAAGCAUUAUCUGUAAAUGAAAUGUUUGACUCAAUUGAAUCUUACGAGAAUUAGAACGAUGGAAGUUAAACAAUGUAAGAGAGAAAUUUGACUCUUUCGAGCUUGAUCUUUCAAGGGAAACAGCGCAGAUUGACGAUAUGCAGGUACUUUGUUAUAUGUCGAUGACCGACAAUUGCGAGUGACAGUUACCCACCGGUGCGACAACGUCCCACAACCGGUCGUAGUGCAUUCUCGGCUCACCGCUUGCGGCUGCCGACUAUUCUUCUAGGCAAUCACAUUUUAGUAAAAUUUAAUUUUGUAAUAAUAACCGCCGAGAAGGGCGCGGAAGGUUUAGCCCCGUGGAGAUGUGGUAGCGUGGGAAAUCAAGAGGUACGUGGAAAUCGUUCUAUCGUCUCGUUUUCUCGUCGGGCGACGAUACCGUGUGCAUUGUGGAAGAGAGCGAAACGUCGAGAGAAAGAUCACACAAUUCCUAUUUUCCCCCCGAGUUUUUCGCCCACACCGGCUGAGUUAUGCCGAGAACGAUCGAUAAAAGAUGAUGAGUAAAAUGGCCCGAUUUUGACCUCCUGAGUGGCAAAUAAAAAUGGUAUGUUGUUUUUGUAAUUUUUUAACUACUGAAUUCUGAUUCUAAUCUUUAAAAAUUUUAUUUUGUCGGGAAAAUAUUAAAAUCAGCAUAAAGCUAUUAAAUGUGCAAGAAGACUAUCAUGAGAACGAUAUGUUUAUGAAAGUGUUAAACUAAUAUGAAAUAGCAAAAUAAACAAUAGUAAGUAAAAAUUUAUAUUAGUUUAAAGUGAAUUUUAGUGCUCAAAAAUAUCUUCUUUUUUUGAUAAAUCUUAUAAUAAAAGUCCUUCAAUAAAAUACUGCACUAAAAUACAAAAUACUUUAAGAGAGAUGAACUAAUGAACAAUGAUCUGAGGUAUCAUAGUAAAUAUUUAAAAUAUUUAUCAUUGAUAAUGUCUUUGUUUUCAUGUUUAACACGAAUUAAAUAUGAGAGCAUUAUGAUGUUUUAUUAGCAGGAAAACACAAAUUAAGACAUUCGCAAAGCUGAAUAAUAUUAAUUUAGAUGUUUAAUAAUCUCAUAUAUUGAUUUUAAUAUUUUACUUUCCCAAAUUACAAUUGUUUUGAUAAUCAGAUUUAGCAGUUCAAAACAACAAGGUAACAUUGUUUUUACUGGCCACUCCAGGGGACAGAAUCGGCCCAUUUUAUCCAUCUUUCUCUCCCGAGUGCUCGCGUCGACGACUUCGGCAGCUGCGAUGACUUCGACGGGCAUUCCGCAACACGAUUUUUCCCUCUCUUGAUUUUUCACGUCAAAAUCCGCGCGAAGUAGAUAGAGAUAUUGAUACGGAGGCCGCGAUUAGAGUUUACUCGACUUAACCUACUCGGCCGCGAAAGAAAAAACUGGUUACCUUGCGCCGGCUCGUCGUCACAAAGAACAUCCAAGAUUUCCCUGGACGCGAGCUCGGCCGGGCGUUAAUACUUUUUAAGAAUAAUAAUGUAACAAUGUAACGAUUAUAUUAUAUUAUAUCGUAAUAACGUAAUGAUAUAUCGUUAUAUUAUUACAUUAUUAUGAAAAUAAUAAUGUAGUAACGUAACGAUUAGAGGGUAGCGUAUUUAAUUAUGCCAUUAAUGGCACAUUUACAAUUAACAGCAAGUCAAUUAUCAAUUAUCAGCAUUCAAUUCUAUGAGUUUGCGACGCGCGCAGAUACGAAAUCGCGCGCGCGCUAAUCUGAUCGGUCCGUUUUAUCGGAGAUUCUUAUGAUAAGAGGGAUGAGAAAAAAAAAUGAAGAAACUUCCUCUCUCCUAAACCGCAUUGUUGCAAACGCUAAUGCGUGAUAAAAAGGAUUCUUCAUUGUAUAUAGAUAUUAAAAACUAGAAGAAAUUCGAGGCGUUAAGAUCGCACAGUUUAGCCGAUUAUGUAAGACUAAGAAACCUAAAAUAUAUAUAGAUAAAUAUUAUAAUGGUUAGAGUGAUUAACAAGAUGACGAUGGUAAUAGUGCAGAUGGAAACCGCGUGCACGCGAGAAAUUAUGCGCGACUGAGAGGGAGCGUGUGGUGAGAGAUGUGAAACACGAAUGUAUCACGGCGACAGAGCACAUUUGUACACACAUAUUUAUUAAGUUUUAAUAUACCGAAUGUGCUGUGUCGCGCUAUAUCGAAGCUGCACACAAAUUAUUCAGCAAUGAAGUAGAUUCCAUUUUCGAUCGUGGCGAACUACUCGGUAUUUUAUAAAGGGGGCAAUCGUUUUUCGGGGUUUUGCGCGGAGUGUAUCGUUGAAAUAUCAUUCACCGUUCUUUUCUUUUUCUUAUUUCGACAAAACGGCAAUCUUGUACGCUUUAUUUCGGGGAUAUUUUUUAAAUAAGAAAGAAAUGAGUAACAAGAAAAAUCUUAUGUUGUUCGCAUAUGCGGAACCAUUAACAAUGUAGUUCGAUGCUACAGGGUUGGGAGAGGGGGGAAGAAAGAGAGAAAAGGGAAUCUGCGACUAUUCUUCCAAAUAGCGAUACAUUCCAUAGAUAACAAAAUGAAAAGAAUAGCGAUCUGUGGUUCGUCUAAUCAAAAGUACUGUUUUUAAAAG